Molecule: messenger RNA, 1017 nt
Organism: Rodentolepis nana
Lineage: Eukaryota; Metazoa; Platyhelminthes; Cestoda; Cyclophyllidea; Hymenolepididae
Source: the annotation of a GenBank genome assembly
AUGGAUAAAUUUCUUGAUACAACUGAUAUUCGAUCAACAUAUGAGCAUGCAUCGCAUCAUCAGGCUUCUCUAACACGUGGACCUGUUAUGGGUGAAUUCCAAACCAAUUCCACCGGAGAGAAAGCAGAAAUUUCCACUGAACUAUCAUACAUGGGUUCAACUACUCAGAUGACUCCAAUGGAACAAGUGAUGGCAAGAAGCGAAGCAAGCCAAUUUCUCUCGGGGUCGUCCAUGGUUAUGAGUGCCUCUCAGUUGGCUAGAUACACCAACAUGCAUCCUAAUGGGGUUUAUGAAACUCUUGGAGAUUUGAUGUUCCCCAGAACGGCAUCGGCUGGUACAUCCAAUCCUGCGGUCCAAGGGGAUAGCACAAGAGACGAAUUGCGAUCUGUCGCUCAGAAUACAAAUGCAUUUCACCCGUCUGCGCAAGAAUUGACCUUUUCACAAAUGAAUGUCAGCAGUCAUUAUCUUCAAAAUCCGAACCCCCAGCUUCCCGAAUAUCCCACUAAUGCGGAGGAAAUGCAACGACCGCAACAGUCAUACCAGCAUAUGUAUGAGUCUUCCCAAUUGGAGGAACAAGGCAGUGUUUUCUCUUCAGCCGGAAGUACUGCGCUCAGCCACAAUGAUUCACCACAUUCGAAAUCGGAGCUAAGCACAGUUCUUCAACCGUACUCAGGAAUACCAAAACCGAGUGGAUUCUCCGAAAUCUGUCGACAUGCUUACAGCCAAGAUGUGCCAGGUCAUUCCACUCAACAGCAAACUUUGCAAGCAUUCCUUUUCCCCUCUGUGACUGAUGGCACGCCCUCAGGAGGUCAUCUAUAUCAGCAAAUGUCCCAAAUUUGUCAUCAAGUUCCAUCAGGCCAAUUUAACUAUGGAGAAACAGGCUGUGAAAAAGUACCUACAACGUGUUCUGCCUCUGCUCCAAUUAUUUCAGUGACCAAUCAGAAUCAACCGAGUAUGAGGAUGGCUUCAAAUGACUUCUUCCAACUUAAUGGAUCCCCUCGAAAAGGCAAGUCAUAA